Messenger RNA from Naegleria lovaniensis, 957 nucleotides. RefSeq lists its product as uncharacterized. The record is from RefSeq and is a predicted model, not a curated record. Gene Ontology annotation, biological process: lipid metabolic process. Lineage: Eukaryota; Heterolobosea; Eutetramitea; Acrasida; Naegleriidae. Bases 1 to 957 code for a protein of 318 amino acids. The transcript has a single exon.
AUGCUGCUCACAACGCUCUUCAUUUCAGGAUCUAUUCCUCUGGCAUAUAAAUUCAUUUGCUCCAAUAAUAAUCAAACAGAAGAACAUGAAUUGAAAGAACAUCCCAUCCAGGGAAAGAGACUAUCUGCUCGCAUACGUUUGUUUUCGGUAGGAAAAUCUGUCGAUCUCCCAUCCCCUUCUGCUGAGGCUUCUAAUUGUUAUGUUGAAGACAUAAUGGUUGCAAAAAUUGUCAGCUGUAAGGAAUACAAGACUUUAUUUGUGAUUGGACAACAAAUUCCUCUUCAAGGAUCCAUGAGUGAGUUUGAGGACCAUCAGUUUCAAAUGAAAAUGCUUCCAAGUAACCCGACAGUCACCUUUCAAGUUCCUCAGUACGUAAAGAAGAGUGCAGAAAGUGUUUCAAACAAAAUCGCAAGCAUUUUACAAUCGAAUCAAAAUCCAAACGAAAUUCGCAUCAUUUUCUGUGGCCACAGGAACGGAGGUGCCAUUGCUAACUAUUCUGCCUUUGUUUUUGCUGUCACCAAUUCAAGAAAGGAAAAUAUCUUUGUUGAUACCAUUGAUUGUGAAUCCUAUGUUCCCAAUAACAAUCAAAACGCACCCACUAUUCAAUCACUGGAUGAAUAUUACAGAAAGGUCAUUCCUUCAGAGGCGGUACGAAACUCUCUGUCCUUGUUUGGAUUAUUUCGUGAUGCAUUUGGAACAAUUCCAGGAGGGACAGUGUUUCAUUGGGGAGGAUUAUGGAAUUUGGCCAACUCACCAAUAAGAGCCAUCUUGGAUAAAUUGUCAAACCUUUUCAACGCCAUUUUGAAUUUUCCUUCGUUUGAGGAAUUCAUGAAGCGUUUGCUCGCACCUGACCGUUUCUGCUAUGAGGUUAACAACUUGUUUGAUGCUCUUGUUAAAGCGGUGGUUCCAGAAGACCAUUCGAAUGUGCAGAAGACAAAGUCGAUUUGUCCCAUGUGA